AUGCAUCAGUCGGCUCAAGCAGUUCCGAUCUUUCAAACAACACCCAAUGUUCCAACUUAUCAACAAGCGCCCAACGCUCCAGCUUAUCAACAAAGGACUCCAGCUCCGCACCAAAAUGCUCCAUUCCAAAAUAGAAGACAAGGUGGAAAACCUCUGAUUCCUCAGAUUCCUCUGUCUUACACUGAAUUAUAUCCGUCAUUGUUGAAGAAAGGGUUAGUUGCUCCGAGACCUUUGGGACCUCCACCAGAUCCUCUCCCACCAUAUUACAAUCCGAAUGCACAUUGUCUGUUCCAUGAAGGUGCCCCUAGGCAUGAUUUGGAAGGUUGUUAUGCCUUAAAACAUAUUGUGAGGGAAUUGAUUGAGAAAAAGAUUCUUUCAUUUGGGGAUACCAGUCCAAAUGUCAAAAACAAUCCUCUGCCUGCCCAUGGGUCUGUAAAUGCUAUUGAUGAUGAGCCUGAUGAAGGUCUGAUUCUUGAUGCAACCAAAAUCAAGACUCCGCUCAGAGAUUUUCAUGCAAAGUUAGUGGAGGCAGGUUUAUUGAAAAAUUGCCAUAAGAGUUGUGAAGAAUGUACUAUUGGUCCUAAAGGAUGUCAAAUGAUCCGAAAGGAUAUUCAAGAAUUGAUUAACCAAGGUGUGUUGCAAGUAAGCAGUCGUAUGAAAAAGAAUGAGGUAGCAGUGAUUGAACCCAUCUUCAAUCUACCUGAGUUAAGUACUACAACACCAAUCUUCAACAUUCCAGAGCCAAUCUUCAACGUUCUAGAUUCUACUGUUGUUCAGCCAAUUUUCAACAUUCCAGAAUCAGUUGAACCAAUCUUCAAUAUGCCUAAUCCAGUGGUUGUCCAAAGGCCUAGCUCUUUUCCUUUUGAGAAUACUAAAGCAGUUCCUUGGAAGUAUGAUACAUCUGUGGUUAACCAAAGGUCUGACAAAGUAGGUCAUAAAGAAGGUCUGAAUAUUGCAAGCACUGAUAUAGCAGUGGGAAGUAGAAUGACCCGCAGUGGUCGCAUUUAUACCCCUCAGUUCAACUUGGCUCCACCAAAUCCACCAAAAGAAACCACCACUACUGUUACCGACAAAGGCAAAGAGGUUAUCACAACUGAUGAAGACGCUGAAUUUCUGAGGAUUAUUAAGAAGAGUGAUUACAAGAUUAUUGAUCAGCUGCAUCAAACUCCUUCAAAGAUAUCCAUUUUGUCUCUUCUCAUGAGUUCUCCAACUCAUAGGAGUGCCUUGCAGAAAUUGUUAGCUCAGGCUCAUGUCACUCACGACAUUACUAUUGAUCAAUUUGAUGGGGUCAUUGCCAACAUUACAGCAUGCAACCAUCUCAGCUUCAGUAGAGAAGAUUUGACGAAGGAUGGCCAAGACCAUAACCGUGCUUUGCACAUAUCUGUGAAAUGCCAAGAAGAUACCCUAGCAAGAGUCCUUGUGGACACUGGCUCCUCUCUGAAUGUUUUACCUAAGAGGACACUGGCUAAGUUGGCAUAUCAAGGGACUGAGAAGAGGCCAAGCGCAUUGAUUGUCAAGGCAUUUGAUGGAUCGAGGAGGACCAUCAUAGGGGAGGUGGAGCUGCCAAUAUUAAUUGGUCCACAUGUAUUUGAAAUUACUUUUCAGGUUAUGGACAUCAACCCAAAUUAUAGUUGUUUGCUUGGAAGACCGUGGAUUCAUGCCGCUGGGGCCGUGACUUCCACCUUGCACCAAAAAAUGAAAUUUGUUAUUGGUGAUAAGCUGGUGAUUGUGUCAGCUCUUGAAAUAGCCAACGAUGUCCUUAUGGAAGUCGAAGAAUCAAAGGAGAAGGAUAUUCCAUCUUUUGCAUCAUGGAAGAAAGCAAUAUCAACCAUCGAGGAAGGAAGUCCCGAAGGUUGGGGAGAUGUUAUUGAUGUCAAACUAAAGCUAGACCGUUAUGGGUUGGGUUACAAACCAACCAAUGUCAAGAAGGAAGCAUCAACCUCCACCGAAGGACGUCUGAAGACUAUCCAAGAAGUGUUUGUCAGCACUGGAUAUCAAGUCAAUGCUAUUGAUGAAUAUCUUGAAGAUGAAGAUUUGAGCAACCUGGUGUACCAAUCUGAUGUGGCUUUGAACAAUUGGAAGGCGAUUGAAAUCCCAAAGAUGUUUCCUUUGUCAAAAAUAAAAGAAAACCAUGUUGAAUCCAAUGACUCUACUUUCCCUCUUAACUUUGAUUCACCAAUCUACCAAGCUGAAGAAGAGGGUGAGGAAGAUUGUGAUGUUCCUGACGAACUGGCAAGAUUGGUUAAGUACGAGUACACAGAUAUCCAACCACAUCAAGAGCAGGUAGAGACAAUCAACCUUGGCACCGAGGAAGUAAGGAAAGAGGUCAAGAUUGGUACAACACUUGGGGCAGACAUCAAAGAAAGAUUGGUCAAGCUUUUACAAGAAUAUGUGGAUGUGUUUGCAUGGUCGUAUCAAGAUAUGCCCGGUUUAGACAAAGGCAUUGUUGUUCACAAAUUACCACUCCGACCAGAUUAUCCACCAGUAAAACAAAAACUCCGAAGAACAAGACCAGACAUGGCUUUGAAGAUUCGAGAAGAGGUCAAAAGACAGUUUGAUGCUGGCUUUCUUGUAGUUGCAAAGUACCCUCAAUGGUGUCAUCCGGUCAUGCCUGAAUCUGGUGAUCAACUGCUUUGA
Lathyrus oleraceus (garden pea) is the source of this 2637-nucleotide messenger RNA. RefSeq lists its product as uncharacterized. Bases 1 to 2637 code for a protein of 878 amino acids. Lineage: Eukaryota; Viridiplantae; Streptophyta; Magnoliopsida; Fabales; Fabaceae. The transcript has 4 exons. The record is from RefSeq and is a predicted model, not a curated record. Gene Ontology annotation, molecular function: aspartic-type endopeptidase activity. Gene Ontology annotation, biological process: proteolysis.